AUGACCCCCAGUAUCUUCUUCACCGGUGCAAGCGGAUAUGUGGGCGGAGACGCACUCUAUGCCCUCCUAGCCGCUCAUCCAGACUGGGAAGAACAUACAACUUGUCUCCUCCGCGACCCUACGCAAGAAGCCGCAUUCAGACAGAAGUGGCCCAACUUGAACUUCUUCUAUUCUUCACUAGACAACGAGAAAGCUAUUGAAGAGGAAGUGAAGAAUCAUAAUCUCGUACUCCAUUUCGCUGUCAGUAGCGACCAUGUUGCUUCCUGCGACGCCAUAUUGAAGGGCCUCUCGGUGAAUGGGGGCCACUAUAUCCAUACCAGUGGUAUGGAUGUCCUCCUCAACCCUACCCUCCAAACGGGACGCCCUAGCCCAGUGGAGAUCUUCGAUGACUUGAAUGGUAUAGAGAAACUGAGAUCACUUCCAGAGGGAUCACCCCAUAGGAAAGUGGAGAAACGUGUUCUUUCAGCAGGGAAUGAUCGCGUUAAGACGGCCAUAGUGUGUCCUUCUUCCGUUCAUGGGUUUGGAAGAGGCCCGGUAUCUCAGAGAUCAGACCAGAUUCCCAAGCUGACGCAACUGAUAUUACGCGCAGGGCAUGGCUUGCAGUUAGGAGAUGGAAAAGCGUUCUGGAGUUACGUCCAUGUUUACGAUCUCUCUCGCCUCUAUGUGCAGCUGGUGGAUGAAGCCGUGUCAAACGGGUCAAAGGCUACCUGGAACGAGUUGGGUUAUUACCUUGCAGAGAACGGCGAGUUUUCUUGGGGUGAGGUAUGUGUCGCGAUCACUAAAGAGGCAUACAAACAGAAGGCACUCGCGUCAGAGAACAUUGCCACCGUCCCCAUGGAGGAAAGAGAUCGAUUUGUGGAACUGGCUCGCCCUAUAAUAAACUACUCGGCCAGGAGUAGAGCGAUAAGAGCGAAAGAACUGUUAGGUUGGGAGCCGAAGGAAACGCCUCUUAUGGACGAAAUUCCCAGCUUGGUCAGAACGGAGAUCGAAAAUACUAGGAAGAAUGCUUGA
Molecule: messenger RNA, 1011 nt
Organism: Exophiala spinifera
Lineage: Eukaryota; Fungi; Ascomycota; Eurotiomycetes; Chaetothyriales; Herpotrichiellaceae
Exons: 3
Coding region: 1-1011 (336 amino acids)
Source: RefSeq, a predicted model, not a curated record